AUGAUUCCCUGUGAGGAUAUUGUAUUUCCCACAGGAACGGCAAAUCCAGGGAACAGAAACAGAUGCAGGAUAAUCCUGGACUUGAUCAUCAAGUUCAGCUCCUCAGGGCUGCACUUGUCCGAUAAGAACCUCAGGAACAAGGAGGAAGCUGAGAAGAAAUUCAAAGAAAUUUUGGAAGCACACGAUUUAUCUGACCCUCAGAAGCAAUUGCUGUAUGACGAGUCUGUUGAGGAGAACAGAGUCAAUGGACGUUGGGCCACAUGGUCCCACAACAAUACUAAAGUGAUCAAUGGCAAGACAAUCACCACCUGGCCAAUCCUUGAGAAUGGGCAUGAGAGAAAGGAAGUGGAAGAAGAUGGCCAGCUGAAGUCUGUGAAAAUCAAUGGGACAGAGAUCCUGAAUUCUUAA
This is a messenger RNA of Chiroxiphia lanceolata (lance-tailed manakin), 408 nucleotides long. RefSeq names its product dnaJ homolog subfamily B member 6-like. NCBI's taxonomy places the organism in Eukaryota, Metazoa, Chordata, Aves, Passeriformes, Pipridae. Gene Ontology annotation, molecular function: Hsp70 protein binding; ATPase activator activity. Gene Ontology annotation, biological process: protein refolding; positive regulation of proteasomal ubiquitin-dependent protein catabolic process. Gene Ontology annotation, cellular component: cytosol; endoplasmic reticulum membrane. The record is from RefSeq and is a predicted model, not a curated record.